Gymnodraco acuticeps is the source of this 1590-nucleotide messenger RNA. RefSeq names its product CKLF-like MARVEL transmembrane domain-containing protein 8. Gene Ontology annotation, cellular component: membrane. Gene Ontology annotation, molecular function: structural constituent of myelin sheath. The record is from RefSeq and is a predicted model, not a curated record. Gene Ontology annotation, biological process: myelination. NCBI's taxonomy places the organism in Eukaryota, Metazoa, Chordata, Actinopteri, Perciformes, Bathydraconidae.
UCAAUAGAUUAAAUAUCAUGACUAUAACUAACACGAAAUGCUGUGAGACUGGGUUGAAAUAAUACAGCGCACAAGUCGAAAGUUUCAUGCAAUUUUUGUUAACAUGUGAGCUGAAACAGUUUUUAUCCAUUCAUGGAGGGGUGGCCUUGUUGGAUUCCGGGACAGGGACUCAACUCCCUCUGACUGAGCGACAGGCUGUCUGCGUCAGUGCACCAUGAACCGAGCUGCUGUGGGGUCGCCCCGCAGGACUCCCUCAGCCCCAGUAUGCAACAUCUCUACCACCUUGGCCUUCGACCAGCACUUCACCACAACUGCCACAGGAAAACUCCACCUGGCUGAGAUAGUGUUUGGUAUGUUGGUGUGGAUUCUGGUUGGGGGUACAGAGUAUUUUCAUCCGUCUGCUCUCUGCUGGGUGAUGUUUGUUGCCAUUUUGUGCUGGGUUCUGACCAUUUGCCUGUUUAUAAUGUACCUCACUGGAGCCCACAACAGGAUACCACAGGUCCCCUGGACUACACUGGCGCUGUGCUUGAACUGCAGUGCUACAGCUCUGUAUCGUGUAGUAGAUUUUCUCUCAGUCAACCAGGCUGUCAGGGGGAGACACAACUACAACUGCUGGGCAGCAUCUGCAUUAUUUGCAUUUCUGACCACACUGUGCUAUGCAGGAAGCAGUUACCUGAGCUACUGUGCCUGGAAAACCGCAGAAGAAGGACAGUAGUUUGUUACUUGCUGAAGGCAACAAUGAGAAGAUCUUCUCUGAGUAAUGUUUCUGAUACCUUCACAGCAGGUCAAGGCUGCAGUCAAAUUAACUGUCAUAUGUUCAGCAGAACGUCAUAAAGUCAGAUGUCACAUGUUUUAUGUGAAGUGCAGCGAUACACGAACAAAUAAAAAUAAUAUGUCCACAAUCCUGCACACAGUAGUUUUCAGUAAUUUUAUGUUAAUACAAUACAGCUUUAUUUAUAGAGCACUUUAAACCUCCAGACCAAAGUGCUGUACAGGCAAAUAAAUAAAACAAAACAUACAAAAAAAUAACAGCACAGCUCACACACCAUAAAACAAGUAGGCUACAAGUAAAAACAAUAGACAAUUUAAAAGCAAUAAAAGCAACGCUCUAAAAGAUGUUAAUACGCUAAGGAGUAGAGGUGGGUUUUAAGAAGCGUUUUAAAAGCAGGCAGUGUGGCGGCCUGUCUGAUGUGCAUGGGCAGAUCGUUCCACAGUGUGGGAGCCGCUACAGAGAAGCAACGGCCCCCUCUGAGCUUUGACUUGGUUCUGGGCACGUAAUCCAAGUAUAAUUUGCCCCUGAUAUACGAAAUAAAGUUAAAGACAUUGAGUAUAUACUUUUUGCAGAAGACCAGAGUGUGUUUGUUUACAUACAACCAACUUGCUUUGAAUGUGUUUGUUGUUAUUCAUUUUGCAUAAUAGCCACAAUGUCAUAAGAAAAACGGAGUACCUUAAAACGCAACGAACGGUAAUGAGGCUGAGAUUGAACAUCACAUUCAAAUCAAAAAUAAUUUGUAUACAUAUAUACAUUGUUAUCCUACAGUGGGCAUUCCUAAACCUAUAUGAGGUCAUUAUUAAAUCAAAGUCAUCACC